GUAUGAUCAAUAUUUGUGUUGCCGGUUUUCAAGUGUGCCGUCUCGGAGCACACACAAAUCCACUGCAGCCGUUAAAUUCUGUCUCGUUGAGUAUUUUACAGACAUCACAGCAUAGAAGAACGUGUCUCUACCAGUUUUCUUUUACCCCCACACACCCACACACAUCCACACACAUCCACGUCUACACAUACACAGCUAUUAAACCAUAGAGCUUUCCUACCCUCGCGCCUUCUGUGCUACGCGCGGCCUUAAUACAAGACGGCUGCGUAUGAGCAAUAUAUUAAUAUAUAUUCAGAAAACAAUCUCAUGCAUUAACCGAUCUUACAUCGGCGUAAAUGAACUUUGAAGAGAUGUGGCGUGAGGCCAUGGAGGAGGAGGCCACACAACAGCAGCCGCAGCAGCAACAGCAAGGACCGCAUCUCGCCGGUACUGUCAGAGGCACAAAUGCCACCACAGCUCCCAACGCAAAAGGCGAAGACGACUACGAUGAGUUCAGCGAUGACGAGCUGCUUCAGCUCAUGCCGCGGGCAAAUGACCCAGCUCCGAUGAUAUCUGCCACCGCUGCCUCCUCUCUCGUUGCACCUGCCAUCGUUUCACCAACCGCAAUCCCGCAGCAGGUAGAGGCACGGAGAACGUGCGAAGGUCCGCCAACCAAUGCCUCGUCGACCAGCACACCCCACGCACAGACCGCGACGACGGUACAGAGGAGGAGAAGCGUGGUGCCGCCGCGAGGGGUGUUGGACUUCCCGCCUACAAAGGCCACGAGUUAUAUGAUGCGUGGGGAUGGUGGGCAGGUGCGAUGGGUCACCGCCGGUGCCUUUGCGGGAGCAACGUCGGCAGCGCUGCACACAGGACGGCGCCACAACCAGUCGCGCAAACGCGCUCGUGAAGCCGCCGCCGCCGCAGCAGCAGCGGUGAUUGAAGUGCACGACGAUGAUGACGAAGCACAACAGCAUGAAGUGAUCAAGGUGGACUCGUCGUCAUCUUCAUGUGCCUCGUUCGUGGGUAGCGGAGAGGACUCAGGUAGCGAUGGCGAGGACGACCUUCCUGUGACGGACACGAUCAUGGACUCCUCUGCUUCCGAUUCAGACUCACAGCCAUCAUCACGGUCACUACAGCAGCAGUACGGCGCUGCUUCACACUUUUUGCGAGACGGCGUGAAUGUGAAGGACAUGCUGCGCGAGAUCUACACCGCAGAGGCAGAGAAGCAAGAGCAGCUGAGGAGCAACGAAGAGGCGACGGAGACGGAGAGGGGGGCGGAGGAGGCGAAAGAGGUCGCCUCGCCGCGGGAUGAGGAAGGGAACGAGCGUCAUCGCCUUCCAGACGAGCCCACUCCCUACGAUCCGUUUCUUACCCCACAUCGUACCGCCUCCUCUCACAUUGCGCGCCUCAGCAGUUCCGCGGACACGCGACACGCGUCAUCGAGCAGCGGUGAGCUUUGGGUGACCAAGUACAAACCUCAGCUAUUCCGCGAGGUGCUGAGCGACGAGUCCAUUAACCUUCGCCUCCUGCAGUGGCUCAAGUCGUGGGACGCGUACGUCUUCCCUGAAGCGUCGUCCAGCAGCAGCAGCAGCAGCAGCGGUGGCGGCGGUGCCGCGAGGUCAGCGAAACACGGUGGUGGAAUGACCGCUUCUGCUUCGUCGUUUCAUAAAGGCACAUCUUCGUUGCUCCCGUCAACUGCACCAUCAGCAGCGGCUACCCCGCCGGAGGAGCGGAUCGCGGUGCUGACGGGCCCGCCGGGAGUGGGAAAGACGACGCUCGUCCACGUCCUCGCCGCGCACUGCGGAUAUGAGGUGAUCGAGGUGAACGCGAGCGUGGAGCGGACGGCGUCGCGGCUGGAGGCGCUCAUCAAGACGGCGGUGUCGGCGGCCGGCCCCGCACCCGGCGGCCGUCUACGACGAGCCCAAACGGCAUCGAUAGCAGCGACACCUGCGACGACCACGACCGUCCCCGCGGCUGAGGCGAAGGAGGCAGCGGACGAGGCGGCCCCCACGUCGCUCGUACAGCACCUGCUGCGGCCCAAGUGUCUCGUCAUUGACGAAAUGGAUGGCAUCGCCAACAGCAGUGUGGCGGCCUACUUGGUACAGCAGCAGCUGCAUCGACCGGUGUUCUGUCUGUGCAACGACCUCUACGUACCGUCGCUGCGCGCACUGCGACAGCGCUGCUCCCACGUGUACUAUCUACCUCCGAUCCGUCCGCAGCGGCUGCUGGCGCGGCUGGAGGAAAUAGCCCGUCGAGAGCAUAUGACCUCGCUGGACCAGACGGCGCUGGCCGAGCUGAUCAGCACGAGUGGCGGCGAUGUGCGGAGCUGCGUGAACACGAUGCAGUUUAUCAACAGUGUCGUGCACCAACAGCAACAGCAGCAAGGGGGCGGAGGAGGUGCCGUGCCGCGGCGGCACACCAUCACGGAGCUGAUUCGCCGUAUGCAAGGCAAGGACACCCGUCUCGCUUUGAAGGAAAGCUGGCAGCUGCUCUUCACGCGGCCCGAGCGGAGUAAAGCGGUGCAGCUAUUGAAGCUGGAAUGUGGGGUAGAUUACGAAGGGCUGGUCGAGGCGGCCGCGGUGCAGCACCACCGUCAACACAUCGUCGAGGCCCGUCGCCGACAGGAGCGGGAGCGGGCCAUUGGGAAAGCUUCGUACCCCGCAGGCUCUGAGCGCGAUCUGUAUGCACGAGACAUCAACGAACGUGGCGGUCGCGAGGACCAGCGGGAUGGGCGGCCACUACCACCCUCAAAGGAGCAGGAGAAGGUCGCGUACGGCUUUCGCGUGGACCCGGGUUAUCUCUACGCGGCACAGCAGCUGGACCGCUGCCCCGACACGGCAGGUCUGGUGGAUGGGCUGCAGGAAAACUACCUUGGCCGUGCGUACACGGACUACAGCUUCGCCCGCACCUGCGCGACGGCCGGGGGCUUCUCCCAGCAGGACGUCGUCGUGGCCGCCGCCUUUCAACACCCCCAGACGAUGAUGGGGACGGCGGAGCGGCUGAAUCAGGUGUGCGCGCUGACCUGCUACGUUCACUGCAGCACCGCCGCGCGCGGUGCUCGCAUUGAGUUCCCACGUGAGCAGGCUACCUUGCGCCGUCUGCAGUCGGCGUCGCAGCACACUGCGCAGCAGUUCCGCGGUGGCUGCCGCCCGCACAUCGCGGCCUUCCUCAGCGGGGCGGAGAUCGCGUCGACGGACGUGGCCCCGAUGCUGCUCCGCUGCCUCUUUGACCGCUCGCUGCGACUGCCGGCGCACUCCAUCACGUCCUUCAGCCGACUUCCCCCGGCCGAUCAGCGACUGCUGCAGGCCUCCGUCGCCCGGCACGUGGAGUACGGCCUGAGCUAUGAGAAGGAUCGUCAGUACACUCCGCCUUUCAACGGUGGGGUGGCAGGGGCGAACCGGUUCGGGUCCUUUCUUUCAGGGAGUGCGGAGGACGAGGUGCCGUGGCGGCUGACCCCCGAGAUGGAUGAGCUGCUGGCGGGCAUCGUGCGGCCGAUGGAGAGGACGCUGUUAGGUGGCUACGGCGGUGGUGGUGGACGUGGCACAUCGUUCUUCCAGCGGUCGCGUUACGGGGACUCCGGCAGCAGCGGCGCCCACACUCCAUCGAACUACGUCAAGGGUAACGGCGCAUCGUCAACCACCGUCGCCGCCGCUGCUGGGCGUCCGUCGCUCUCCUCCGUGCUGCUGCCGCUCAAGAAUGAGAUACGUCAGAUUUUGGUGGGUGAGAUACGCCGCUACCGCAUUCUCCAGUCGGUGGAGUUCCUUCAGAAACAGCAGCAGCAGCAGCACGACGCCGUGGCCGACGCGGGUGUGGCGGCAGCAACAGCACCGCCACCAGUGCAGGUGAAGCGCCCACGUGAAGGCGACAGCUGUGCCAAGCCGGACAGCGCAGCCGGGGUAACGGUAAAAGCGGAGGGUGCAGGCGUGCCAGUAUUGAGGAAAGUAAAGCGCGAAGGAGAGGAGGGGAAGGUGGAAGCGGCACCAAAGGAGGAAGAGACGACGACUGCCCGCCCUGCUGCACGCCGCGACUUUUUUGGCCGUCCCAUCGCGGAUGCUCCGGCGGUCAACCAUCGCGCCGCCCGUAUACUCAACACGACGACGACGACCACGACCACCACUGCGUCUCCACCGUCUUCCUCUCCUUCUCCCUCGCCGACGGGGGGAAGCGGGAAUAGCGGCUUUCCGCGGUCGCAGCCACAUCAGCCUCUCUCGACCCGGGCGUAUGUCCGCUACGUAUACCAAGACGGCUCCACCAAUGCUGUGAAGAUGCCGGCUGUGCUGGCCGACUUCUGA
Messenger RNA from Leptomonas pyrrhocoris, 4274 nucleotides. RefSeq lists its product as hypothetical. NCBI's taxonomy places the organism in Eukaryota, Euglenozoa, Kinetoplastea, Trypanosomatida, Trypanosomatidae. Gene Ontology annotation, cellular component: nucleus. The transcript has a single exon. The coding region runs from base 336 to 4274 and encodes 1312 amino acids. Gene Ontology annotation, molecular function: DNA binding; ATP hydrolysis activity; ATP binding. The record is from RefSeq and is a predicted model, not a curated record.